AUGAAUUGGACAAUCCCCAUCUUUGUCUUUUUGACUACCAAUCUCUGGAGUCUCUAUGGGGGAAUCCCCUAUACAACUGUCCAGCCGUCUGGCUCUUUUCUAGAUCGCACGAUUGGAUCUUUUCAAUUGGCCAGUACCAUAUUCACCCUAGGCCAGACAAGGGAGCACUUGAUGAUUCAGACUAUGGAGGACGGAAAUGGAAACAAUGUUCGUCUCACAAUGCCUGUUUUGCAGUAUCUGGAUCCUCCGGUACAGUCCGAUCAGCCUCCGGUGACCAAGGCUGAUGCCGUCGAGAACCAAAUUGAGCUUCUCAUCAACUGGCUAAGAUCUAUCUCAUCACAGACGUCGAUUCCAAACACUCAAGUCCCCAACAAGACUCCUAUACCUUCCAUCUCUACAGGAGAGUACGAUUUCCUCGCAUUUGCGCUGGUCUUCUUUGGCAUUAUCGUUCUGCAAACAAUCGCCCUUGCGGAUUUCACCCGACCUCAGCAAGACCUGCAAUUCGAAAUUAGAGAAAACAUCAUUAAAAGCCGGAAGGAAUUCCAUGGUUUCAUGACAAAUACAUUCCCCAAUAUAGUCGGUGUCAUUCGAGGGGUUUCAGCAGAAGUUCAACGAGGCGCGCAAGAAGAGCUCCUAUAUAUACACCGAAGCAUCCAAAAUCUCCAAGACAUCCCACAUGCUUUCUCCCAGCUUUCUUACGACCUCCACGAAGGUAUUCAAGCGCAGUUCACCGAAAUUUGCACAACUCUGGAAAAAGGUAUCCAGAAAGGAUUUGAUGAAGUGACCACCGACCUGAUCAAACUCCAGACCGAAUUCAGACAAACCUGGGCACAAGAAAGGGCAACAUCCGUUCCUUAUGAGAACAUGCCUGGUGCUGGCGAAAGCUCCGAACUGGAUGUAUUCUGGAGAGAGAUCUGGACGGAGAUCAAUAAUGAUUUCAAACUCACUGUGGAGGGGUUCAAUGUGAAUCUGUACAAGUUGUAUGAUAUCGUCAAUGCUUUCCAGGAUCAGUUUCAGAAUCUUCCGACUAUGAUGGCUGUUGAAUUGACGAGGGCUUUCAAUGCGGAGAUCAAUAAAUAUGAGAUUGAUGUCAAGGUUGAGAAUGCGGGCUCUGCUGCUAGUGCUGAGCGGUUGGCGUCGCGGUCGAAUGGGUCGGAGGAUGGCCAAGAGAAUCAGACGUUUUCGGGUCGAGUGGAAGAGGUUGAGACGGGGGAGGAGGAGCAGGAGAGCUCUACACCCCAGGGAUCCUCGUCAGUUGGACCGGAGUAUGAGCAUUCGGAAUUUGUAGCGACGAAUGAAGGGCAAGCGGGUUCGCAGGUCGAUGGAGCGGAGGAGAACUAG
Molecule: messenger RNA, 1341 nt
Organism: Penicillium odoratum
Lineage: Eukaryota; Fungi; Ascomycota; Eurotiomycetes; Eurotiales; Aspergillaceae
Exons: 1
Coding region: 1-1341 (446 amino acids)
Source: RefSeq, a predicted model, not a curated record